CGGAUCGGAAAUCCCAGAUUUUGUCGCCCUGCAGAUGAUUUUUUUUUCAUAUGCAAUAAUUUCACGUAAUUUCAUUAAUAAAUUAAAAUAUCCAAAAAUUCAUCUAAUCAGAACAUUUUCAUUAUCAAAUCAAAGAAAUAAAAUUGGAGAUGAAUUUGACAAUUCAGCAUUUGAAAAUACUUUUGGAUUUAACUUUAAGAAAAGCCAAAAACAUCAAAAGAAGUAGAAGAACGAUUAAUUGCUAUUUUAUAUAAAUUUGAUAAACGGAGGGAUUUUUUGUUUAAUCUUGGUUCACAAAUGCAUUGGGAUAUGGGGAUUAAAAUAGCUGAUAUUGAUGAGUUUUUGGAUUUUGUUGAAACCGAAUUGGACGUGGAUAUGCACAAUGGACACUUUUUGGAUUUUACAACCCUUCGAGAUGUCCACAGUCAUAUUUGUAAUGAAUUAUUUAUUCCAAAUGUUAGAAAAACUAUUAGACAAAGGAAAGCAGAACAGAAAAAGGAAGCGGAGGAGGAAAGGGAAAAAUCAAAAAUUGAACAAGCAAAUUAA
Molecule: messenger RNA, 546 nt
Organism: Meloidogyne enterolobii
Lineage: Eukaryota; Metazoa; Nematoda; Chromadorea; Rhabditida; Meloidogynidae
Source: the annotation of a GenBank genome assembly